AUGCAGAGGAAGGAAGAUUUCCGUAUCAGGAAUGCGCCUUUACUGGGUACAAUAUACAGCGGAGAUGAUGGCACCCCAAAUAAAGAACAAAAUGCUGCUGAAAACAGCGUAACACCCACAGACACGCUUGCAUUGGAGGAGGAUGCAGAUUCAAUAGAAGAAUACUUGAUGUGGCCACCAACGGGAGAAGUACCGGCGAGUCUCAGUAGCGGGAAUACUACUGAGCAGGCUGAAACACCUGAACAAUACAGAGAGGAGCAGGUUUCAGCAGAUGCUGCAGUGGGAGAAGGAACUGAACGAAAAUUAACACCCCAACUAACAAUUUCCGGAGAUUAUCCGAAAGACCUCGCAAGAAGUGCAUGUCUUUCAAACUUCCAAUCGGUCCUCGUCUUUCGUGGGUCAAGUAAUGACAUGGCAAUUAUCUAUGAUGCCCAUAGGGUAGUAUCAACUGAAGUAGCGAGCCAGCAGGCGCCGAGACAGUAUAAAUGUAUUCCUUCGGUGCACAUAAUAAAUGAGCGAUGA
Molecule: messenger RNA, 522 nt
Organism: Lindgomyces ingoldianus
Lineage: Eukaryota; Fungi; Ascomycota; Dothideomycetes; Pleosporales; Lindgomycetaceae
Exons: 5
Coding region: 1-522 (173 amino acids)
Source: RefSeq, a predicted model, not a curated record